GUUUUCACCGUUCGCGGCCGCACCAGUGCAGUGCUUCUAAUGAGAGCCGCCAGGUCAGAGGAUGCUGAAACUGCAUGUCAGUUACUAGCAGAGGACUUCCCCGCGUCCUUUCUGCAGCAGGUUGCUUUCGUGGCAGUCGACAAUCCCUCACGCAAGCUUUACAUGGAAGUCAAAAAUACUUGUCCAGGCCUGCAAGGCAUGUCGUUGGACACAGUGCACCUGGCCAUGGCCUGGGAAUACUCAACAUCACGCAGGCGCAGCAAAGGAUCAGCAGCUCUGCGUAAACUACUCAACAAGUUUGUAGUUGUGGAUGCUAAUUGCAGCGCAAGGUCGUUAGGAAAGUAUUACGAUGGUGGCAAAUGCGUGCCAUUGAGUGCAGAAGAGGAGCGCUAUCGACGACUUCUGGAGGAUAGAACUAUGAGGGAAAGCGUGGCGCAGCGGCUGCUUGACGAGAUAAAACUAGACUCGCCUGGAAUGGAUUCGGGCACUGGCGGCUCUUGCGAAUGCAGGAUGAAGUUGGAAGGAUUUCGCCAGGGCCCAAUCGUCGUGCAUGGCAGCUGCUGCAUUCUGCAACUGCUGCGGAAAGAUCGGAAUGGUACCUGA
Symbiodinium pilosum is the source of this 603-nucleotide messenger RNA. Lineage: Eukaryota; Dinophyceae; Suessiales; Symbiodiniaceae. The record is from the annotation of a GenBank genome assembly.